UUGAUCAAAGAGAGAUUGAAACUAGUGGUCUUCUUGUUCACUCAUUUCCACUAACAAUUCAAGCUGAUAAUUCUGUCACAACGGAAAAUCACCAAUCAUAGAAGACGAUAUCAGAAUGGUUUCACUUCAAAUAGUGAAGCAGUCCAAUGCUGGCAUUGCAUCAUUACCACAUGGACUUGUUGUUUUGUUCAUCGGCGCAACAUCAGGUAUUGGACAAAGUGCGCUCCAAAGCUUUGCUCGACAUGCCCCUUCUCCGCGAAUAUACACUGUAGCUCGCCCAUCUACUUUUGCCUCUCAUGAGAGCUUGUUGGCCUCGCUACGACAAUCUAAUCCUACUGCAACCUAUAAACUCGUUGAAGCAGACGUCUCCCUAGUCUCAGAGGUUGACAAAGCUGUGAACAGGAUCAUUGAAGAGGAGACCAAGAUCGACAUUCUCUUCAUGUCCGCCGGCUUCAUGGCAUUGGAAGGCAGGAAGGACACAAGCGAAGGGCUCGAUCCCUCUAUGUCAACUCGAUACUAUUCGCGUUUACGCGCAGUCCAAUUGCUGCUUCCCUUGCUCAACAAGGCCCCAAGCCCGCGCAUCGUCUCUGUGCUUGCUGGAGGGCUGGAGGGACCGCUCAACGAGCAGGAUCUCGACUUGCGCGACCCGAACAACUGGUCUUCCUGGAAUUCCUCAGUGCAGGCUACAACCAUGGCCACGCUGAUGCUCGAGAAGAUUGCACGGGAGAAUCCACGUCUGAGUAUUGUGCACUGGUACCCCGGGCCUGUUGAUACGCCAGGACUGGCAAAAAUACAGAAGUUUGGAAUGUCUUUUCCAAAUCCGAUGAGUCAGGAAGAGGCGGGCGAGCGCGCAGUAUUCUUUACCACUAGCGAUCGUUAUGCGGUUCAAGAAGGACUUCUGCCUGUGCCUGCUGGGCUUGAGGUUGCGAAGAAAUCAGGAGGGGGAAUCUUUCUACUUAACCCACAAGGUGAAAGUACUGACAACGAGGCUGUGCUUGACGAGAUGAGAAGAAGAGGGGUAGAUGAGGUCGUGUGGAAUUUUUCGCAGAAGGUAUUUACUGCUUGUAAUGUACAAGCAAGAGAAUCCAAGGACGAGUUAUGAGAAUGUAGGACAGAAUUGUUGUGUAUUUUCGCAGGGCCUGAUUAAUUCAAAUUGAAAAUAAAGUACCUAGAAUCACUUAUUUCGACAAGCAUUCAGAAUGGGAAGCAAUAAUAUGAC
Messenger RNA from Mollisia scopiformis, 1219 nucleotides. RefSeq names its product short-chain dehydrogenase/reductase. The record is from RefSeq and is a predicted model, not a curated record. The transcript has a single exon. NCBI's taxonomy places the organism in Eukaryota, Fungi, Ascomycota, Leotiomycetes, Helotiales, Mollisiaceae. Gene Ontology annotation, biological process: secondary metabolic process. The coding region runs from base 116 to 1102 and encodes 328 amino acids.